GGCUUAGAACGCGGAAGGCCAGAGCCCUCUCUUCGGUUACAUUUGUACCAGUGAACUGCCUCGGCGCCUGACGGACACAUUAAGAGCCUCCAAUAGCAGCAAGCACAGGCUGGAUUUGUCAGCUGCAGAACCUGCAGUAUAAAAGCAGGAACAGGCGACUUGAGCUUCAUUCUGAUCGAGAUCAGGCAGCCGCAGAGAGAAAAAGAAAGGAGGAAGCGAAGCAGGGGGAAAAAGCGAGAAAAUCCUCACUACCGUGUAUCUUACGUUUGAAGGCACCCCGGCUUUUUCCUUCGCUCUCCAGCAUGAAAGCGUUCAGUCCUGUGCGAUCCGUCAGGAAAAACAGCCUCUCGGAACACAGCCUGGGGAUAUCGCGGAGCAAAACCCCGGUGGAUGAUCCUAUGAGUUUGCUGUACAACAUGAACGACUGCUACUCUAAGCUGAAAGAGCUGGUGCCUAGCAUCCCUCAGAACAAGAAAGUGAGCAAGAUGGAAAUCCUGCAGCAUGUUAUUGACUACAUCCUGGACCUGCAGAUUGCUCUAGACACGCAUCCCAGCAUUGUCAGCCUCCAUCACCAGAGACCGGGACAAAAUCCUUCCUCCAGAACCCCUCUGACCACCUUAAAUACAGACAUCAGCAUCUUGUCGUUACAGGCAGCUGAAUUCCCUUCAGAGUUAAUGUCAAAUGACAGCAAAGCACUUUGUGGCUAAAUGAAUUGGUGUUUGCUGACUUUUUUGCACAAGAAAAGACAGCUUUUUUUUUUUUUGGCGAGCUGCUGAAUCUGAUUUUUCAGCUGUAUCUGGAGGGGAGUCUAUAUCCAAUUAAAUGGACAUUUAAAGAAAAUUGUGGACACUGUCUCCCCUGUUCUACAACAUGGACUAAUCUUAACUAUUUAUGAAGAGACUUUUAAAUGCCCUUUCCCUAGUUGGAAGGCUUCAUUUAUAUACUAUUCCCACAACGGGGAGCGAAAUGAAUUGUAAAAAACUCAAAGGAAUUGCCCAUUUUAAAGCAGACUUUGCCUUUUUCCUCCAAAGGUGGAGCGUGAGUACUAGAAGGAUUUAGUGUUCAGUUUUUCAGUAAAGUCUUUGUCAAAAAUUAUCCUUUUUUGACACACAUGUAGGACUGAAUGCUGUGUAUAUAUUUAUAUAUAAAUAUGAAAAUGAAACUUUGAACUCUUUCAUUAGAGUUUCUUGUAUAGUAGCAGAAAUGUACAUUUCUGCAAAAAGUGUAAUGAUGUACGUAAUCACGCUAAACUUUUCAUAAAAGUUUAGUUGUAAACUUAAUCUUUUUAUACAAAAUCAGAAUAAAUCAUGUGUGUUUAUUGAA
Messenger RNA from Hemicordylus capensis (graceful crag lizard), 1323 nucleotides. It is a transcript of the gene ID2, whose product is annotated as inhibitor of DNA binding 2. The record is from RefSeq and is a predicted model, not a curated record. NCBI's taxonomy places the organism in Eukaryota, Metazoa, Chordata, Lepidosauria, Squamata, Cordylidae. Gene Ontology annotation, biological process: circadian regulation of gene expression; cell differentiation; negative regulation of transcription by RNA polymerase II. The transcript has 3 exons. Gene Ontology annotation, cellular component: cytoplasm; nucleus. Gene Ontology annotation, molecular function: protein dimerization activity; transcription regulator activity. The coding region runs from base 303 to 707 and encodes 134 amino acids.